ACGCACGCUCAUUAGUAGGAAGCGAAGUCUGACAACACGAGAGGCAUCCAUCUGUGAAACCAUCCUAGUUCCAGGCCGCUCGUACUCAUCUGAAAAACGUGUUGGUAAAAUAGUCUUGGUAGAAUCUUCAUCGACUUUCAGCCCCCUGCCACUUUUACGGUUUGCUGGCGACGAAUGAGCGACAACUUUACCAGAUCAACCCUACUGCGGCUGCUCUCUCUCCAUCAGCGAAUGCGAACCCCGUCGCCUCCCGCUCAUGACUUGCCGAUUCGACAGGCAGAAGGUGCCGUCCUGAGAGAGUGACGUCCGCCCCGGAAGAUCAGAUCCUCCGUGCCACGGACGGGUCGUCUUAGCUGCGUGCGCAACGCGCGCCAGAAACGCCCUGAGAAACACGUCGAGACAGUCUCUCGAGCACGUCUGCAAACGGCGAGCGGCCGCCGGCGCAUAUCUGGGAGACCUACUCAGUGUGUACCAGCAGUUGCGCAAGAGGAAGAGUGCACAGAAGGACAAAAGAAACGCGCAACAUUAUUGGCCGGCGGCGUGUGCCUGUGCCUUCCGGUCGGAGACGUCAAAGCGGCGCGGGCGGUGAUACUGACAGAAUGGCGAACUCCGCCACGCGGCGGCGGCGGCAGCCCUUCCACUUGCUUCUAGCGCUCGCCGCUCUCCUCGCCGCCGCAGCGAGCUCUCACGUCGUCGCACCGGCUGCGGCUCAGGAGGAUGGCACAUUGAGCGACAAAGACGGCGUCGCAUCAGCAGCUGGCGACGAGAUCGACACGGCCCAAUCCGAGUCGUCGCAGCCCGUCGCCAGCGUGUCGUCGGCGCUCUACAUCGUCCGCAUGCGAAGCGUGCCUCCCGUCGCCACGUAUACCGGCGGCAUUUCCGGAUUCGACGCCACCGCGCCCGCCGCCGCCGCCGCCAAUGUCGGCGCGGGAAUCGCAAACAUCGCGCAGCGUGCUGGGCGCGCCGGGAGCCGCCUGACGCAGCGCCUUCCGCGCAUCGACCUCCGCCGCGGGCCCGCGCGCGCGUUUGCGCAGAUGCUCGGGCGGAUGCAGAAGCAAGUCGCGCGCGACGUGGGGCUCGCGACGAGCCGCGUGCUGUACAGUUACAAAUACGCGAGUAACGCUUUCGCCGCGGAACUCACGCCUUCGCAGCUGCGACGGUUACAGCGGCACCCGAACGUCGCCGACGUGGUCGCGAACGUGGCGAUGCACAAGCUGACGACGGACUCGUCCGAGUUUUUGAAGCUGCCCGAAACGGCGUGGGCGAGCGCAGGCGGGCAGGGGAACGCGGGAGAAGGGGUGGUGAUCGGAGUUGUGGAUACGGGCAUAUGGCCGGAGCACCCUUCGUUCAGCGACGCCAACACAACCGCGCCCUACGGCGCGCGGCCGUCGACGUGGCGCGGCGUGUGCCAGACGACGGCGGACUUCCCGCGCUGCAACGGCAAGCUCAUCGGCGCGCGCUACCUGUACGCGGGCUUCCGCGCCAUGACGGGCGCCGCGGAGAGCCUCACCAACGACUGGCGGUCCGCGCGCGACGCGGAUGGGCAUGGCACGUGGUGUGCGGGAGCCGCGGCGGGCAACGCGGGCGUGGCUGUUACCACCUCGCGCGGGCAGGUGAUUGGCGCAGCGAGCGGCAUGGCCCCGCGCGCGCGGCUGGCGGUGUACAAGGUGUUCUGGAGCAAUGCGCAGUCAGGGGGCACGACCGCCUCGUUUGCGGACAUAGAGGCCGCUGUCAACCUGGCCGUGGCUGAUGGCGUGGAUGUGCUCAGCCUGUCGCUGGGCGGGCUGGACCCCGCAGCCACCUACUUCAACGAUGUCUCGUACCUCAAUGCCAACCUGGCGGGCGUGACAGUGGUGUACGCAGCUGGCAAUAGCGGGCCCCCCCAAGAUGGCUCCUACAUGUACCGCACACUCUCAAACUUCUCGCCCUUCUACCUCACUGUUGGAGCCAGCACCAUCAACCGCCGGUGCACCGCCAACCUCACGCUGGGCGACGGCACAGUCCUCUCCGCCACGGGCUACGGCGCUGGCACCACACCCCUCACCGCCAUGCCCCUCAUUGAGGGCUCCGCUGCGCGCCGCUCCUCCAUCACCUUCACCCGCGGGGACCAGUGCCUCCCCGGCGCGCUUGACGCCUCUCUCGUCGCCGGCCGCAUCGUGCUCUGCUCAUACGGGGGUGUGUCCACGGGGGAGAAGCUCAGCGACCUGUACAGCAAAGGGGCCAAGGGCGCGCUGCUGGUGAACAUCCCCUCGGCCCUGGAGCCUUUCACCCCUUAUAACGAGCUGCUGCCUGUCUCGCAUCUAUCUGCGGGAGACGCUGACCGCCUACGCUCCUACGUUCGAUCCACGGCCUCCCCUGUCGCCACCCUCACACCGUCCUUUGCCCGCCUCUCCAACCUGUCCUCCCCCACCCUCGCGUACUUCUCCUCCACUGGCCCCGUCACAAACCCCUACACCAGUGCCGCCCUUCCCAAGCCCACGAACGAUAUUCUCAAGCCGGAUAUCAUCGGCCCGGGGGUGUCGCUGUGGGCGGCGUGGCGCAGUGCAUCGCUCUCUUCUGCCAGCAAGCCGGCAUUUGAAGCUAUCUCGGGGACGUCCAUGGCGACCCCGCACCUCGCCGGGAUUGCAGCGCUGGUGAUGCAGAAGUACCCCUUCUGGACGCCCUCACAGGUCAUGUCCGCCAUUGUUACCACUGCCACGAUUGUCACUGGCACUGGCGCUGCUAUUGGCACCACGAGCGGGGCUAAGGCCACGCCAUGGGACAUGGGAGCAGGCCAUGUGAACCCGUCGCGGUUGCUUGAUCCGGGGUUGACGUACAAUGCCGGAGCGACGGAUUACUACAACUUCCUCGCAGGAGUUGGGCUUACGAAAGCCAAGGCCUUGCUCCCGAGAGGUGUGAAGUUGUCGAGUAGCAAGCCGUACGACCUCAACCGGCCCACAAUCUCUGUGGGGAGGCUUGUGAAGUCAGUUACGGUUACAAGAAAAGUAACCAACGUUGGGGCUGCGUCGUCAACAUAUACUGCAUCUGUAGUGGCGCCGGCGGGUGUGGCGGUGGUAGUGAGCCCUACCAAGCUGGUACUGAACAAGGGUGCUAGUGCUGUCUUUACUGUGAAGCUCACUGUGACUGCAACAUCAUGGGAGUUUAAAUAUGGUAGCCUGACAUGGACAGAUGCAGCGGGACAUACUGUGGUGUCCGUGAUAGCUGUGCAGCCCAUCAGCAAGUGAUUUUUUCUCCGAUUUAGUGUACCAUGAGAUUGUGACACGAAGUUGUGCCUUCCCUCUCAUCGGUUUGCCACCCUUAUUGUUCUUUUCCUUAGCAAGCCUCGUUAACAUCGAGCACAGCCCUUACAUUCUAAGUAGCGGAAGGACUACCAGAAAUGACGGAUACAGAUGAAUAUAUGGUUGGGUGUUGU
Closterium sp. NIES-67 is the source of this 3412-nucleotide messenger RNA. The record is from the annotation of a GenBank genome assembly. NCBI's taxonomy places the organism in Eukaryota, Viridiplantae, Streptophyta, Zygnematophyceae, Desmidiales, Closteriaceae.